Sinocyclocheilus rhinocerous is the source of this 1618-nucleotide messenger RNA. RefSeq names its product bone marrow proteoglycan-like. Lineage: Eukaryota; Metazoa; Chordata; Actinopteri; Cypriniformes; Cyprinidae. The record is from RefSeq and is a predicted model, not a curated record. Bases 380 to 1309 code for a protein of 309 amino acids. The transcript has 8 exons.
GAAGAAGAAGAAGAAGAAAAGCAGGAGUGCGUGGUGAGUCUGAUGUGGAACACGCAGCGCCAGGUGGAGCCUGGGGAGAAGGAAUGGGAUGGAGCAUCGAAUAAUUAUUUAAUUUUAUACUUGCUGAAGAUAAUGACUGAAGUUUGACCAAUAGAGUGCAGGCUUCGUACACAAUCAACCAAUUGUGAGCGAGAAGAUAGGAUCUACAGAGAACGGUCAAAGCAUGCGAAGAUAAGACAAAGGCCAUAAAACUGUCCUAAAGGUCUUUUAUAAGAAGCACUGAUUGGAUCUCACAGCACUGAGAGAAACGCAGGUGAAGAGUCAAUACAGACCAACAAGAUCAACACAUGAAAGCAACUCUUAGAGGAUUUUUGACAAGAUGAGAAAAUUAUUCUUGCUGGUUCUCACCAUAACAGCUUCUGCCAGUCCAGUUCAGGAUGAGAAGCUUCCUGAUCAAGUGGUGAAGGUGCCAGCGGUUGAGAAAGAACCAAGGGUAGAGCACACAGAAGCAGAGCAAGGUCCUCUGAUGCAGGAUGAAGCUGUUGCAGAUUCACGUAUGUUGGAGCCUGAUUCAGUGCUGCUGGGGCCAGAGACAACAGAGGAACACGGAGUACCAGAAGAGACACAAGUGAUGUUGGAGGAACCGAUGCUAGAGGCAGAUUACCUGACUGAAGAGAUGCCAGAGACAGAACUAGAGCCUGAGCCAGAAAUAACUGCCAUUCAGAUGAACAGAAACAUCAUACCUGUGGAGGAAGCUGUACAACAGUUAGAGUCUGAAACUAAUAUAGAGGUGGAAGAUGAAAAAGAAGAAAAUGUAGUAAAGGAGGAGCCUACACUUGAGGCUGAGUAUAUAGCGGUUGAAGAUCCAGAAAUACAAAUGGAACUUGGGAGGGAAAGACGAAGGACACAGAUUGGGAGAUGGACUUGUAGAGGAGUUGUCCUACAGGGCAAAUGUUACCAGUACUUCACAAGAAACCUUGAUGCCUAUACUGCUGAGUUACAAUGUCAAUCUAUCUGCCCCAAUGGCCACCUGGCCUCUGUGACAAGCAGCUACGGUCGUGACGGAAUGGGCAAGUUAAUGGACCGGUAUGGCGGGCGCACUCGCGCAUGGCUUGGAGGACGGAGAAUCAUUGGUACAAAUAAUUUUGUUUGGUUGGAUGGAACGCAGUGGAGCUAUAAUGGCUGGGCUUUUGGAGAGCCCAAUAAUGCUGGUGGGAUGGAGAAUUGUGUGGAGACAUGGAAUGAUCUGGCGUUCAGUGAUGUACCAUGCACAAUACCCAAACCGUUCAUCUGUUCCUGUCCAGUUUAGACAGCCAGAAGGUUAACCUAAUCUGCUAUACAGUAACUUUUAUGAAAAAAGUGUAAAUGAUAAUAAUUCUUUCUUGCUUUUUAUUAUUAUUAAUUUAUAAGUGUUAUUCAGUAAUCAACCCAUGUUUUAUUAAAUUUGCCUUGCAUUGUUUACGAAAAAAGAAUAAUAAUAAACAUUUUUAUACACCACAACUGAUUCAUUUAGUUUGGUUAAUUUAGCAUUAAGUUGUUGUAAGCAAUUUACUAGCUAAAACUAUCCUUUUCAACAUGUCUACUGUAUGUUUAAAUAAAGCUAAAAUUAUAUUAAAUA